AGUUCCAGACUGUCAGGAUUCUUCUUCUGAGGCAUCAGGCUGCUGCCAGAGCUGCAAGGAAGGUGUUUGGAGUGCAAUGUGUGCAACUUUCCAGCUACGUCUCCAAUCAGCUCCUGAGGACAAGAGGAGGAUUUCUGUCAGUAUCUCUGUAUUUCAGGCAAGAGACUCCCUGAGCAGAUCUUCUCCCUGCCUAAAAGAUGCAAAUGCUGCCUUGCUGAGUAACUUUGAGGUGUUCCAGUUACUCACUGACCUUAAGCAGCAGCGCAAAGAGAGUGGGAAAAACAAGCAGAGCUCUGGCCAGCAGAACCUGAACACAAUCAUGUAUGAGACACUGAAGUACAUUUCAAAAACACCCUGUAGGUACCAGAGCCCCGAGACUGUGAGAGAAUUCCUCAUUGCAAUGAAAGGCCAUAAGCUGACCAAGGCAGAAAAGCUCCAGCUGCUGAACCACAGGCCUGUGACGGCAGUUGAAAUCCAGCUGAUGGUAGAAGAAAGCGAGGAAAGGCUCACAGAGGAGCAGAUCGAGUCACUUCUCCAGACAGUCACGAGUAUUCUUCCAGGGGAUCCAGAAGAACAACAGAGAGACUCGGCAAUGGCAGUGGAAGACAAAGGUGACCAAGCAUAGGAGGCUUCUAGACCAAAGCUGGCAGCAGUUUCAGAAGAGAAUCAGCUAAUAUUUUUCUGUUUUUAACUUGAUACCGGUUUAAUCCUGUACUGGACAUAAUUGUAAAAUAUAUUACCAUUUUUAUUACUUGGAGGAGGUGGUGAGGGAACCAAUUGUUUACAAGAAAGCACAGAAAAAGACACUAUUGUUUUGGUGUUUUGUCAUCAACAGGGAUGGCAGUAACUGAGCCUGUAAUGGAGCAGCCUGAGAAAGCAUGGGGCACAGGAUCUGAAGCUUUUGUAAUUUUUCAUUACCCAUGUAACAGCUGUACAUUUGAAUAGGCCCAUGUACAGCUGGCAAUGUUUGAAUUAUCACAGCAGUGCUAUAAUGAUAAUUGCUUUCAUAAGCUUUGGAAUUGCCCAACUGCCUUUCAGAAUAGGGGCUGCAAUGCAAAGCCAGCUUCUGGGGCUGUUUGGUGAGCAAAACAGAGAGAGGUACAAGAGCUGCCUGGGGUCUGGCCAGGCACUUCCAAGGAGGCUUUUGGCAUCACAGAAGUGAAAGGAUCUGUUCUCAAGGGUGUCUGGCAGUCCCUCCUCAAUAACAGAGAGAUCCAGAUCACCAGCUAACUCAGCAAAUUGCCUCAGAAACCAGGGAGUUGGGCCAGUUUACAGCAGAGAGGCUCUGGACUCAAAUCUUAAAGCUCUGACUAACAAACAGCAGAAUAUUGAGGGGUGAGGUGUGUAUUUGCCCUUUGAACAUUAAUUCCAAUAUUUAUACAUAGACCAGUCAGUCCUGUGGACGUGCUGUUGGUGGUGGAAUAAAUGAGUCAACACUGAGGUCCUAAUCUGGUUUAGGAGAAUGAGAGUCUGUCCUGGAUGAGGCAGAAUUUUCUGUGUGCUGAGCUUUUGUCUGGUUAAGGAUUUCAGGAUCAAGUGUUUAAUGUUGAAAGCCUUGAUGAUUAUAGUAAAUCAUUUGUGUGUGUGUAUAUAUACACACAUAAAGUCAGGAGCUACCAUGGCACUGCUUUAUGUUAUGGCUGCAGACCAUUCUUUUGUAAUUAUUAUAAGGUACUGGAAAUAGAAGUAAAAUUUUAAGUACAUCCUGGGAAUUUUGUGAAUUGCAGACAAGAUAUUAAGACCUCAAAUCAGAUAUCUGACUUUUUUCCCUCCUCAGGUCUGUCAUGGCUUUAUUUUGUGUUUUUAUGCAAAGAAUUUACGCUUUCUGAGCUUUAGUUGUGCUGUAUAUGAAAGGGACUGAUAAAGUCCCGUGUCUGGGGGAUUUGUGAUAUGUGUUUCCAUGGUAUUUAAGCUUCUUUGAUGUUUGGAGAGGAAAGAAAAUUAUUGGAAAAUGUAUUUGUUGCCUCUUAAAGAUAAUUUAUCUUAUAUUAAAUGCUUUCCAAGGCUGGAGACUAAAGGUACAUUUUGACCGGGUAAGUGUAGUACAAGAAGGGGAAAGUCCUCAGUGGUUUUGUGAAUACAUCAAUAUGUAUUUUUCUCUCUAAAUGUGCAAGAAAACAAGAAAGAUAAGUGGAUCGUAUCACAGAAUGACAUGCAAUUAAUUUUAAAAUUAGCAUUUUUAUUCACAGCAGUCACUGAUGUUGUUUGACAUGCUGUGGCCUUGGGCUGCGGGUGUUUACAUUUGCAUCUGUCCUUUUCUAAAAUUAGGUUAUUGAAGUCUGUUCUAAACUUAUAAAAAGCAGAUGGAACCAGAUCACAAGUAUCCUCAGCCAGCAGGAAUGUUUUAACAGGUCCCCGAAGCUGGAUGCUCCAUCCUGGGAAUUGGUGGUUGGUUGUCAUCAUGGGUGUUUGCCAGCAUCCGUGUUCUCUUGAUGUGUGGGUAUUGUACAAGGUGCAGGAACUCUUUCAUUUGCUGUUGUAUUUAACCUUUUCAUCAGUAUCAGUUCCAGACGGAUACAUCUGUUGAAUUCAUGGAUCAUUUGUUGAGACUCAAAGAUGCAUAAACGAUGCAUAAAUUUCCCUAAAAAAUGCAAUACUAAA
Molecule: messenger RNA, 2601 nt
Organism: Pipra filicauda (Wire-tailed manakin)
Lineage: Eukaryota; Metazoa; Chordata; Aves; Passeriformes; Pipridae
Gene: CRCP
Product: CGRP receptor component
Exons: 7
Coding region: 77-625 (182 amino acids)
Biological process (GO): transcription initiation at RNA polymerase III promoter
Cellular component (GO): RNA polymerase III complex
Molecular function (GO): nucleotide binding
Source: RefSeq, a predicted model, not a curated record